AUGUCACUAGGCAGUCUAACCUCCCGUAUCAUCCUCGAUAAGAACAGCUACACAAACCAGGACCCAUAUAUAACCGGCCACGUAGCCAUCCUCUACAACUACAGCUCAGCAAACACAUCCGGCACCCUCUUCGGCCCCCUCAAAAUCAUUCUCCAGCUAUGCGGCCGUUCCAAAACCAAGAUCUUCGAACGUACAAUGUACAGCCAUACCACCUACCGCGGCCGUGCAGAACUGGUAAAUCGAUUCCACCGUAUCCACGACUCCCCUGUCCAGGCCGAUGGCAAAGAAGAAUUGAUCUUCCCGUUUGCGCUCAAGAUGCCGACACAGGCUCAAGAGAUCCGGGAUCAGAGCGUCCCGUCGGUAUACGAGUCGCAUGCUUAUUUUGCGAAUGAAGGGCAUGCUCUGCCGCCGACAAUGGAGGUACAAUGUAAAGACGACGCGUCGGUAUAUUCUGGGCGUCCGCCAUUUGAGAGUUUCGUGGAGUACUGGAUUAGUGCUCGCUUGGAGAUGCCAGGGAUUGAUGUUCAGGUGCAGAAGGUGCGGGAUUUGAAGUUCGUGUACGUGGUUUCCUCAUCAGCUGAGAAGCAGGCGCAAGCUCAACGAGCUGGUCGUACUCAAUCUUGUAGAGAAUUGGCUGUUGUAAGGACGAGGAGGCUUUUACCCGAGAAUGCGCAACGGCAUGGUCUUCGACAAAAGGCCAAAGCUAUGAUGUCUGGUGAGCGGCAGACUACGCCCUCGUUCACCUGGUUAGUGAAGAUUAUGACGCCAGAGAAGAUCUGGACAGGGAGCUGGUUCGAAGUGGCUGUAGGUGCGGCACCCUAUGCUGUACAGGGCGUAGAUCAGAAACAAGACUCAGCCGUUGAUACGCCCGAUAUCAUGCUACAAUCCUUAUCCAUAUACUUGCUCUCGACGACUCGAGUCCGAGCGGAGAAGGAGAUAAUGAGCGAGCAUUCCUCGGAAGUCGAACGGAAGGAACAGCUUAUCGUACAGAAGACUUGGCGGGAAGGCGGCCUCCCGUUGGUCCUCGGUAGUGCCACGCCGGAGGAGACGACGAGUCGAGUGGUCAAGAAGGACUUGAUUCCCAGUUUUAAGACCUGGAAUAUCAGUCGGCAGUAUGUCCUAGCGAUUACUUGUCGGUUCAGUGUUGCGGGUGAACUGGCGGAUGUAGAGAAGAGAAUGGAUAUCGAAGUCGGUGCUGCACAACCAGAUCAGGGAGACGGCGCUGCGCCGGAAUAUCAGGCUGGUAUGAGUGUGGGAAGUAGCCAAGUCGAAAAGCAAGUGCAUUCGGGAUUAUUGCCGCCACCGCCGCCUUACGAAGGAUGA
Molecule: messenger RNA, 1323 nt
Organism: Recurvomyces mirabilis
Lineage: Eukaryota; Fungi; Ascomycota; Dothideomycetes; Mycosphaerellales; Teratosphaeriaceae
Exons: 1
Coding region: 1-1323 (440 amino acids)
Source: RefSeq, a predicted model, not a curated record